Electrophorus electricus (electric eel) is the source of this 2233-nucleotide messenger RNA. RefSeq names its product CDK5 regulatory subunit associated protein 1-like 1 (gene cdkal1). NCBI's taxonomy places the organism in Eukaryota, Metazoa, Chordata, Actinopteri, Gymnotiformes, Gymnotidae. Gene Ontology annotation, molecular function: tRNA (N(6)-L-threonylcarbamoyladenosine(37)-C(2))-methylthiotransferase activity; 4 iron, 4 sulfur cluster binding. Gene Ontology annotation, biological process: tRNA methylthiolation. The record is from RefSeq and is a predicted model, not a curated record. Gene Ontology annotation, cellular component: endoplasmic reticulum.
UUUAACUAUCAUGGCUGCCUGGUAGAUAAACAACUCAAAUACAGCCAAAGAAAUUACCGAGCUGGCAAUUUGGAGAGACUUUUUUUUUUUCUUGGAUUUUGGCAAUUUGUAAUAUAACACGAGUGCUCAUCCAUAAACUCAUUGGAACGCUUGUGAUGACGUUACGUGUGAGUGAACAGAACAUGCCGUCGGACUGUGACGUCAUCGAUGACAUCGAGGAUAUGGUGACUCCCCACGAGCCCACCCCCCACGAGCGCCAGUUUUCUAGGAAGAGCGUCGUUCCUCGAGCACGUAGGAGGAAGGCGCUUCCAUUGCCUGAGGAACUGCAGGCAGACAGUGUGAUCCCGGGCACUCAGAAGGUGUGGGUGAAGACAUGGGGCUGCUCACACAACAACUCGGACGGAGAAUACAUGGCAGGCCAGCUAGCUGCAAGCGGAUACAAGAUGUCAGACAGCCCGUCUGAUGCUGACGUGUGGCUGCUGAACAGCUGUACAGUGAAGAACCCGGCUGAGGAUCACUUCAGGAACUCCCUCAGGAAGGCACAAGAUCAGAACAAGACUGUGGUGGUGGCUGGUUGCGUUCCUCAGGCCCAGCCGAGAAUGGACUACCUCAAGGGCCUGAGCAUAAUUGGGGUUCAGCAGAUUGAUCGAGUCGUGGAGGUGGUGGAUGAGGCAGUCAAAGGUCACACUGUCCGUCUGCUGGCCCAGAAGAAGGAUAAUGGCAGGCGUUUGGGAGGGGCGCGGCUGGAUUUGCCGAAGAUUAGGAAGAACCCGCUGAUAGAGAUCAUCUCCAUUAACACGGGCUGUUUGAAUGCUUGUACAUACUGCAAGACGAAGCACGCCCGGGGGAGCUUGGCCAGCUACAGUGUAGUGGAGCUGGUGGAGAGAGCCAGACAGUCCUUCCAGGAGGGCGUAUGUGAGAUCUGGCUCACCAGCGAGGAUACUGGCGCGUAUGGCCGGGACAUCGGCGUCACCCUGCCCAGUCUGCUGUGGGCACUGGUGCGCGAGGUACCCGAGGGGUGCAUGCUGCGUGUGGGCAUGACCAACCCGCCUUACAUCCUCGAGCACCUGGAGGAAAUGGCUAAGAUUUUAAAUCAUCCCCGAGUCUACGCCUUUCUGCACGUGCCUGUCCAGUCUGCCUCCGACAGCGUCCUGAUGGACAUGAAGAGGGAGUACUGCUGCCGCGACUUCAUGCGCGUCGUCGACUUCUUAAAAGACAAGGUGCCGGGCAUCACCAUCGCCACGGACAUCAUCUGUGGCUUCCCCGGAGAGACAGACGCAGACUUCCAGGAGACCUUGGAGCUGGUGAAGAAGUACCGGUUCCCGAGCCUCUUCAUCAACCAGUUCUACCCUCGACCUGGAACGCCCGCAGCCAAGAUGGAGCAGGUCCCAGCUCAAGUGAAAAAACAAAGAACCAAGCAGUUGUCCGCCUUGUUCCACUCGUACAACCCGUACGACCACAAGGUGGGAGAGAGGCAGCGUGUGCUGGUCACUGAGGACUCCUUUGAUUCACAGUACUACGUCGCGCACAACAAGUACUACGAGCAGGUCCUGGUUCCCAAGCGGCCCGAGUUCAAAGGGCAGAUGAUCACGGUGGACAUCUACGACUCCGGAAAACACUUCAUGCGAGGUCGCAUGGUGAAGGACACUGCUGUCAUCUCACCCUCCAUCAGCCGGCCGCUGCAGAAAGGAGAGGUGUCCGGCCUCGCCCAGGAAUUGAAAGGCUCGUGUCAGAGCGGCGUUCUGGCCCCCUCCACGCUGAUUGGCCGGUGGUGGAGACGUGCCGAUGAAGGACUCAAGGUGCUUUCGGCGGGGUUGGCUUUGCUGGCUGUUGCGCUCCUCUUUGUCUUCGAGAGCCUUCAACGCUGAAGGCGGAGGACCCGCCGCGUCGGAAGCUUCCCGCGGGGCCGCGGGGCUCCGUAUCUCGCCACCUCCACUGUGGCCCUGCCGGGAGUCCAGGUCACGCAUUUAGCUCAUAGCCUCGUGGGAAGGACUGCGGACGCCACGGACUUGUGCUACUUAUCGUAAAGGUUGCGUUUAACAGAGAAUGCCUUACGUUUGUUUCGGUGCUUCAUAUGAUCGCUUGUACCGUUUUUGUUUGGAAUGGACUGGUGAUGUUUUAGAAAUGACAUGGGUUUUUGGUUUUGUUUUUCUGUUUACUCUCUGUUCUCUUUCCCUCCGUUUCUUCUCAGUCCACACGUUUCACUGCCUGACCCAGACGCAAAGCAGUGACC